Messenger RNA from Sceloporus undulatus (fence lizard), 822 nucleotides. RefSeq names its product protein FAM162A-like. NCBI's taxonomy places the organism in Eukaryota, Metazoa, Chordata, Lepidosauria, Squamata, Phrynosomatidae. The annotation marks the transcript as partial. Gene Ontology annotation, cellular component: mitochondrion. The transcript is spliced from 3 exons. Gene Ontology annotation, biological process: cellular response to hypoxia; positive regulation of release of cytochrome c from mitochondria; neuron apoptotic process. The record is from RefSeq and is a predicted model, not a curated record.
UGGAUAAAACGAGGCCUUGCUGCAGUUGACCUCUGUUUACAUUUUAAAGGACACCGUGCCUUCCGAAAUGAGAGGAGGCCAACUGAGUUUGACAAAAAGAUCCUGCUCUGGACCAAACGGUUUCAAAAAGAAGAGGACAUCCCUCCGCUUUUGUCAGUGGAAGUGCUGAAGGCGGCUCACAGCCAGUUGCGGAUCUGGGUUUGCUACUUCAUGAUCGCCCUGACUCUGCUGGGAUGCGUGGCCAUGGUCGUCUCCGGCAAAAGGGCCGCGAAAAGAGACGACACCUUGUUAAAGAGGAACGCAGAGAAGAAGGCGAAGUGGAGAAUGGAAAGAGAGAAAGAACAAGAAGCGGUGGCAGAAAUAAAUGAAUGAGCAAAAAGCCAAGAGAAACCCAGCCAGGAAAGAUGGACGGUCCCCCUUAAGAAUUGACAAAGCUUUGCUUUUGUGACUUUUGCAUUGCAAGUUUUGACCUUGUGUAUAUUGGACAGCUGUGCUUGAUUCUAGCCUAUUUGGGAUUUUGUCUAAUGUUUUAUAGUUAUUAUUUCAAUUGAAAUUGUAUUGCAGUGGACCCUUGUUAUCCGCUGGGUUUGGUUCCAGGAUCCCUGCAAGGAUAACAAAAUCCGUGGAUGCUCAAGUCUCAUUGAAUGUAAUGGGAGAGUGUCCCUGAUAUAAAAUGGGAAAUCAAGGUUUGCUCUUUGGAAUUUAUGUUUCUUUUGAAUAUUUUCAAGCCGUGGAUGUUUGAAUCCGUGGAUAAAAAAAUCAGUGGAUAAGGACGGACGGCUGUAAUUUGCAAUGAUUGAUUCUCAAAUGUACACCUCCUGC